AUGAGCACCAUGGUUGAAAGUAAAAUGGGAAUGCAAGGGGAAAAUGAUAAUCAAUGUAACAGUAAUAAUGAUCUAAAUAAAGAGAGUACUAAAAAUGAUGUUAAUAUAAAUGAGAAUAACACAAAUAUAAACCCUGAUAAUGAUAAUAAUAAUAAUGCAAACAAAGCCAAUACAAAUAAUGAUAACAAUGAUGAUGAAAAGAAAGAAAAAGAGGAAAAUAAAAGUAGUAACCGAUGGGCUGAUAUGUGUGAAGAUUUUGAUUCACCAUUAGUUGACACCUAUAAUGAUGAUAAUGCCAUGAAAAAUAAAACGCUGGAUAAUAAUUAUAGCAAUGGUGACGUUAAUAAUCCCAAGCCAAAUUAUUUUAUUCCUUCGAAAAAUGAUAUGAAUAACUACUCAAAUAUCUACGAAAUAUACGUCCGAAAUCUUCACAUAGAUAUCACAAAAGAAGAGAUCUACACUAUGUUCGAAGGAUACCGAAUAAAAAGAAUUAAUAUUUUGAACAAAAAAGGGAAAACAGCAGCAGCUUAUAUCGAAUUUGACAACGCAGAAGAUAUGAACAGGUCAUUGGAAUUAAAUGGAAAAAUGCUUUAUUCAGGAAAUAAUACAUUUGAACAUGGUACAAUUUCAGUUAUAAUUAACAAGGAUAAAACAAAAGCUUUUAAUUUAAAUCAAAAACAAAAUAAAUUUAAGAAAACGACAAAUAGAAAUAACAAUUUUGGUAAUGUGAGACAAGGCAAUAAUAUUAUGAACAAUUAUAAUAAUAAUAAUAACAAUGCAAAUAAUAAUGGUAAUAAUAAUAUGAACGGUAAUAAUAUGUUUUCGUUAAAUAACAAUUCAUUUUUUAACGAUAACAAUAAUAAUAAUAAUAUGAGAAUGGGAAUGAAAGGAGGAAAUGAUAAUUUGAAUUCAAGUUUUAGUUACAAUAAUAUGAAAUCAAAUUACAUGAAUAAUCAACAAGGGAUAAAUAAUAUGAACCAGUCAAAUAACAACAUGCACAGUCAGAACGAUAACAAAAAUUCGAAUUCUAAUUUUGCCUUUAAAAAUAUGAAUUAUCAAAAUAAAAAUGCAAAUGCAAAUGUAAAUGCGAAUGCGAAUGCGAAUGCAAAUGCGAAUGCUGAUAACACAACUGCUACACCUGAACAACGAAAAAAAUUAGUUUUAAAAAAAAGAACAGUUCCUUUGGAUCAAAAUAGCUAUAUUGCCAAUCCGAACAUUUUUGGGGAAGCAAAACCCGUUGAUACUAACCCAGAUAAAAUUAUAAGUGAGAGUAUAUCAAAAGAAAAAGAUAACAAUAGUGGAGAUGAAAAUAAUAAUAGUAAUGAACUAAAAAUUGAAAAUCAAGAAGAAGAAGAAUCUGGAAUGAAAAUGAACAAUGAAAAUAGAAAAGGGAUGAUAAGAUCUAAUUCGAAUAAAAAUGUUUUUAAUUAUAAAAAAAAUAAUAAUUUAAAUAAAAAUUCUAAUUAUAAUAAUUUAAAUAAAAACAAUGGAAAUAGUAAUAAUGGAAAAAAUAGUAGUGCUUCAAAAAAAAAUAUAUUUAUGUCAAAUAAAAAUAAUUCAGGAAAUAAUACUAAUAUUAAUAUGAAAAAUAAUAUGAACAAUUUAGAUAAUUCUACAAAUCUUAGUGGAAAUAUAAAUUCGAUCGGAUCUGAUACUAAUAUGAAAAGAAUGAAUAUGAAUAAAGGCUUUAAAAAUUUAGAUAUAAAUAAUAAUGCACAUGAAAAUAAAGGAUACAAUUCGAAUGUUGAUGCAGAAGCAAAUCUAAAAUCGAGCUAUAACAAAAGUUUAAACUAUAUGAACAGUUAUAAUGAUAGCAAUGGUAAUAGCAAUGGUAAUAGCAAUGGUAAUAAUAGCAAAAAUGCGUUUUCUACAUUGCGAAACAAUUUAAAGUCAGAUAAAAAAAAUGAAGACGGAUUACAUCUAACCAAAUCAAAAGAUUUAAAUAUUAUUAAAAAAGAUGAUAAAGCUAAUAUAAAAAAUAUAAUUAUGAAAAACAUAAAACGUGAAGAUGGAAACAAUAAAAAUAGUUCUAACAUAAGAAACCAUUCAAUAAUUUCAAGUGCAUAUAAAAAUAGUAGUAGUAAUAAUGAAGAUGGACAAAAUAAUAUGAAAUUUUCCAAAAAUUAUAAUAAAUUUGGUUCAGAUAAUGAAACAAUAAAUAAAGAUAAUCAUAAUUUAAGAAAGGGUAAUGAAAAUAAUUCGAAAAAAAAUGAAGAUGGUUUUGAAAACAUGAAUAGAAAUAUAAUAAAAGGGUCAGGAGAUGGAAAUAAUUACAAUAAAAAUUCAAAUUCUUAUAAUUAUAAUAUCGAAAAUUUAUAUGAUAAUUCUUUAAAAUAUGUAAAAAAUUCGAAUAAUUCAAAUAAAGCAAAAAAACUAACUUCGGUUAAAACAGUUAAGGUUAUCACAACAGAAAAAAAAAAUGAAGAAGAACAUAAUAAAGUAUUUGAUUCUAAAGAUAAAAAUAAAGAUGAUAUAAAUAAUGAUAUAGGAAAUGGUAAUAGUAAUUAUGGUAAUAAUAAUGAAUCCAAUUCUAAUAAUAAAUAUUAUGAACAUGAUAAUAAAAAAAUAGAUAAUAAUUAUGAUGAUUCAUAUAGAAGUAAUAAUGAUAAUUAUACAUAUGAAAGUGAAAGUUCAGAAAAUGCUAAAGAUAUUACUAGUAAAAAUUUGAAAUCAACAUUAUUGCAAAAUAAGACAAAAAAAAAAACAAAAAAAAAAAUUAAUAACAAUGAUAAAGAAGAAAAUAGUAAUAGCAAUAAUAAUAAUAAUAAUAAUAAUAAUAGCAAUGUAGGUGAUGAAAAUAAUACACAAAAAAAUGCAAAAACUCAAAAAAUUGAUAUUUUAAUUAAGCCAAAUUUGAAAAAAGGAGAAAAUAUUUGGGAAGCCCGAACAAACUUAUUAGGAGAACACAAUGAAAAUAAUAAUAUCAUAGAUAAUGAUAAACAUUCUUGUUCACAUUCUAGAAGAAGUCGUUCCCAUUCAAAUAAACUAAGCAGAGCGAGUAGCAAACGUCGCGAUUCAAGUGUUAGGAGAAGAGAUAGAUACAGUAGGAAAUAUGAUAGAAGAGAAAAUAGAAGAGAUGAAAAAAAAUCUGACCGAAAAGAUGAAAGACGACACAGUAGAAGAGAUCGAAGUAGAAGAGGUGAAAGCAGAAGAGGCGAAAGUAGAAGAGGUGAAAGCCGAAGAAGUGAAAGAAAAGAUGAUAAAAAAGAUGAUAGAGAUGAUAGAGAUGGCAGAGAUGAAAGAGAUGAUGAAAGCAGAAUGGGCGAAAGCAGAAGAGGUGAAAGUCGAAGAGGUGAAAGCCGAAGAGGAGAUAGAGAUGAACAUAGAAGAAAUUAUGAAAAAAGAAGUAGCAGAAGUAAUAAUUAUGAAAAAAGAAGAAGUAGUAAAUAUGAAUCAGUAGAUAAAAAAACUUAUGAUAGUAAAGAAUAUAAUUCAUCAGAUGAUAAAAAAAAACAUCGAGAUUCUAAUGAUAAAAUAAGUUAUAAAGAAACAUAUGAUAGAUUAAGUUAUAAUGAAAAUUAUGAAAAAAAUGGAAAAGAUAAUAACUAUAGAGAUAGUUAUCAUAGAAAUAAUAAUUAUAUAGAUUAUGAAAAAAUGGAUAAUAAAUAUUUUUCUAAUAAUUAUAAUUCUAUUAGACAUAAAAAUUAUAAUAAUGGAAAUAAACAUCAUAAUUUUCAUUCUAAAAUUAAUAAUUAUAGUUAUUCAAAUAAUUAUAAAUCUUCAAAUUAUUAUAAUAAUAAAUAUCCAUCAAAAAACAGUUCAUAUUAUAAAAGUACAAAAGGUCAAUUAAAAAUAAAUGAAAAAGAAAAAUCAGAAUCUAAAUCUGAAAUUCAAGUUAUUCCUAAAAAAGCUAUUGUUUCAACUGUUAAAACAAAUAAUGUUUCGAUAAAAAAAAAUCGAUAUGAAUGUUUGGAUGAUGGUGAUGAAAGCGAUAAAUAA
This is a messenger RNA of Plasmodium yoelii, 3939 nucleotides long. RefSeq lists its product as uncharacterized. Gene Ontology annotation, molecular function: RNA binding. The transcript is spliced from 3 exons. The record is from RefSeq and is a predicted model, not a curated record. Bases 1 to 3939 code for a protein of 1312 amino acids. NCBI's taxonomy places the organism in Eukaryota, Apicomplexa, Aconoidasida, Haemosporida, Plasmodiidae.